Messenger RNA from Rotaria sordida, 969 nucleotides. The record is from the annotation of a GenBank genome assembly. NCBI's taxonomy places the organism in Eukaryota, Metazoa, Rotifera, Eurotatoria, Philodinida, Philodinidae.
AUGGCAGAAUUUCGACAAUUCAAAAGCGAUACCUACGAAACGAGAACGACGAAUUCACCUGUGCUGACCUCAGUCAGGAUUGCACCGGCACGUCAAUUGAAACAUAUUCGACAAAAUGUUGAUGCUGCUUGUUCAAUACUUCAUACGCUUUGUGAUUUGCUUCUCGACGCCGAAGAUAAAUCAAUCAAUCAACAUCUUUCGAUUAAGGAUACAAAUGCAUUAUUAUCCGGUUUUAAUACUUUAUUUCAACAAAGUGGAGAUGUUGGACAAAUUCAUUUGUUAACAAUUUCAUCAAAUAGUUGGGGUUUUCUUGCAUUUCUUGAAUACUCUAAUGGAAAUAAACCUUUAUCUGAUAGUACAAUAAAAUUAGUAAUAGAAUUCUAUUUACAAGAUGAUAUUAGUAGAGCAUCAUCAAGAAAAAAAGAUGUUAUUCAAAUUAAUAAAGUGCCAGUACCUGUUCGAUUUAUGAAAAUAACAGGACGUGAAGCAUUUCAACAAUUUAUUAGUCAAAAUCUUACUAUUGACAUAGGUAAAUCUUCAUUCUAUGCAUUACGACAACGUCAAAUCAAAUUUAAUACUCCAUUGGAAACAUGUGGCUGGAAUAAAUUCUUAAAAAAUAAUUUACCUGAUCGUUAUGCUGAUCUUGAAUUAAUUACAGAUAAACAUUUAAUUAAUCGAAUUGUAUGUGGUAUUCCAUUUGAAGAUUGCUUUAAUCGUCAUUGUAACACCUGCAGUCUGCUAAAUCCAUCAGACAUUCUCUUAGAGAACAUUAACAUCAACAAAGAUGAAAAUGCUUCAUGGUCUCAAUGGAAAACUUUAAAUAAUAAAGUUGAUCUUCAUCAUAUUAAUGGUUUUGAUUAUUCACUUCUCGAUGAAAUAGAUUCACAAUGGACAACAUUUCUAUUGCAUUUACAUGUUACAACAGAACAAAAAGAAUAUAUGAAAAUUUCUCUGUUUAAAUUCAACUGA